AUGGGUGGACAAAUUUCCUCCAUGGAGCAUGAUACACGUUUCCAGAGUCCUAUAUAUAAGGACUUGUUGUCAUUUGCUCUUGACGAGCAGCCCGUUGCAUAUGAUGAGCAGAGACCUUUAUAUGUUGAUGCUGAGAAUCCGACGUUGUCCCUUAAUGCGCGUCAAGUGAGACUUUUUGUGAGAACUGUGAUUGCAGGCCUCAAGAAGAGGGCCGGUAUUGAGGCUGGAGAUUGUGUUUUGGUGACUUUGCCGAAUAAUGUCUUAUACUCGUCAAUAUUCUACGGCAUCGUAGGCGCGGGUGGCAUAUACAUGGGCAUCAACCCAUCGAGUCAAUAUGCGGAACUAGAGCAUUUCUUGGAGUUAUCUACUCCCAAAUUGAUCAUCACAGCACCCGCCGGAUUAGGCUUGUUGCAAGAAGUCACAAAAGCCAAGGGUAUAGCACAGAAUCGUAUCUGUGUCUUAGACGACUAUGCCAUUUCAUGUAUAUCAAAGAUCUUGGCAUCGCGGCCGUCAACUCCAGUUGGUGAGGCUAUGCAGGUGGAUAAUAUCAAUUACAACCUGCAUCCAGAAACAAUGAACUUUUCAGCUCUCCUCCGCCAUGGUGAACAAGACUGGAUCAGAUUCGACGACAAGCACCGCGCCAUAAACACACCAGCAGCCAUGUACACCACCAGCGGAACCGGUGGCCUGCCCAAGGGAGCUUUAUUAUCUCACCACUCAAUCAUCAUGCAUCACCAGAGCCUCUACUAUGAGACACCAUACGACACAACACGACUAAUAUGUAUCCCGAUGUUCCAUCUCUUCGGCGCCUUGUUCACGCACAUCUGGCCCAUCCGGUACGGAGAGACUUGCUAUAUCCUACCUAGAUUCGAUAUUGCGCAAUUCGUGCAAACGGUAUAUCUCUACCGCAUUACGGAGACCUUCAUGGUGCCAGCUAUGGUGCAAGCGUUAACCAAAUGCCCCGAUCUUGAAUUAUCGCAAUUCUUCAGGUCACUGCGCUACAUCGGGACAGCCGGGGCAUCGCUCGAUUCGGCGUCAGCAGAGCGCCUAGAAACAAAACUCCAUCCUGAAGCACAGAUAUCCCAAAUAUGGGGCAUGACUGAAGUCGGAGUUGCGUUUCAGAUGAGAUAUGGACACCGCGAUGGGACGGGGAGUAUAGGCCGUUUGUUACCGAAUUAUGAUGUUAAAUUGUUGGAUAUUAAUGGUGUUGAGAUUACGGCCGAUGACAUUCCCGGCGAACUGCAUGUUCGUGGCCCGGGAGUCCUGAUGGAAUAUAAAGGUAUACCAGAUGCCAAAGAUGGGUAUGGCUGGUUUCGGACGGGAGAUAUUGUUUGUGUUCGUGACAGCAUGUACUAUGUCGUUGGACGAGCAAAGGAACUUAUCAAAGUUAGGGGAUGGCAAGUCGCCCCCGCUGAAAUCGAGGGUGUCCUCCUCAAACACCCCUGCAUCGCCGACGCAGCAGUCGUCGGCAUCAAAAAAGAAGGCUCGUCCCACCAACUCGAAGACGAACUCGUCCGCGCCUUCGUCGUCCGCCGCAAAACCACAGCGGCCGCCAGACUCACAGGCGACGAAGUUUACCGCUUCGCACGGCACCAACUCUCAAGCUACAAAUCAAUUACGGGAGGAGUGAUUUUCGUAGAUGAGAUUCCGCGCACGCCCAGCGGGAAAGUACAGCGAUUCAAGCUUGUUGAAAUGUGCGCUUAUCGGGAUAUUGUGUCUAGUUUGCUGUUCUUUAGGCCGCCAGUUGUUGAGAAUCCGGUCAGGUUGACAGCGGUGCAUAGUUUGGGAUUGAGGUCGGUUAGGCAUAGGAAGAGUCGUGUUGGGUCGGCGAGGAUUGAGUUGCGUUCUUAG
Molecule: messenger RNA, 1851 nt
Organism: Talaromyces marneffei
Lineage: Eukaryota; Fungi; Ascomycota; Eurotiomycetes; Eurotiales; Trichocomaceae
Exons: 3
Coding region: 1-1851 (616 amino acids)
Biological process (GO): secondary metabolic process
Molecular function (GO): CoA-ligase activity
Source: RefSeq, a predicted model, not a curated record